CGUAAUGACGUCAGUCAGACGUUCGAAAAAGAAGCGCGAGCUGAAAGUAGAGCCGCAGGUCGAUUGUUUUGCUGAACUUUGGGACUUGAAUCAUUUCGCUGUUUUUUCAGAGAAUGUCUGUUUUAAAACCUUUUAGCAAACUUCCUAAUCUGGACACGGCCAGCAUCCUGCUGGUGGAGAAUGAGGAGCAGGUCCAGCAGGGAUUAGCAGAGGCUCUGGUGGAGGAUUCGGCCCAAGCUGUGAAUGUGAGACUAGCCAGGAGUCUUCCUCUUCCUCUGGAGAACGAAAAGACUCGACCGAGGAUCGACCUGGUGGUGUUCAUCCUUAAUCUGACCUCAGACAAGAGUUUCAAGUCAGCAAACGAGUCUCUAAAGUAUCUGGAUCCUGGAUACUUCCUGGGGAAAGUCUGCUUCAUGGUUACUAACGCUCGCUAUGCCUCGGGCAACAUGGGAAGGCUGGACGCUGUCAGGAAGAUGGCCGCUUCGCUCCACUGCCCCCUGCUGUUUGCAGAGGUUCAGCAGAGUCCAGAAGGAGUAACGAAUGCGGCGCGAAGGCUGCUCACCAUCCUGAAAGUGGCAUCAGGUCUGGUUCCCAACACCUCGUCUCUGUACCUGUCCAACCUGACCAGGUGCACCAAGCCGCCGGACAUCGACCAGCCGAGCUUUGAUUAACUGCUCACCUGCUGUUUUCAUUUAUUUAUUAGGCCGUCUGUGUUUGCGGCUGCUCUGCCCGUAUGCGCAGCAGUGAAGCCUUAUGCUGUACAUGUUGCAUUUUAUUGUACACAUAUUAUGUGUAGUUUUUUUACCAAAUGGUGCUUUUUAAAAUCCUGUAAUAACAGAAAGUUUAUAGAUGUGUUUCUUUUUCUCCUACAAAUAAAAAGUGAAUGUUGGCUCAUAGAGACGAGUCUGUUGUCCUACAGUGAGGGUCAGAUGGGGGAGGAAAAGGUGUGUCACCUGGAGCGUGUCCACAGACACGGUCCCUAGUGUCACGUCUGCGUGCAAACACUAACACGCUCACUAUUAAUAGUUAUCAUUCUGGCACCUUUCCACCUCUGAGGAUAUUAAACGCGACCUCCGAUCGACCGUUACAAGGAGUCAGAGAGACAAAGGCUUUCUGCACAAACAAUGAGAACUUUUCCUGCUCCUAAAGCUGUUUUCUGUCUCCUCUUCACAGAGAUUAAAGUUUUAUCUAAACAACCCAGAAGUGACCUGAAGACCAAAUCUGCUUCGGCACUUUCCCCUGUUAGCACGAUAAUAGAGCGAGCAGCUGAUGACCUUCUGACUCUGGCAGGAGAUGUGAUGACGGUGGAGAGGAAGUUCAUCCAGCUGCUUUAGAAAUAUGCUUUACCAAAACGGGAGAAAAGCUGGAUUAAACUGACCUAAAGCUGCUCUCAUUCGCUAGUUUUCCUCCUGAUGUUUGAUUAGCAUCAAAUCACAUAAACCUGUCAUUUCAAAGCACUUUAUGGAAACUAAUUAAUCCAAGCUUUAAUUUUUUAGCCUGUUAAAAACAGCUGAUUUAGCUGCUGUUAGGAAUAAAUCAAUUAAAAAUUUUAAUAGAAAAAGAUCCUGAGAAAUAUUGGAGAUGUCUGCAGGUCAGUGAUGCUUGUUUUUAUCAGUAUAAUUAAUGCAUCAUCGUUCUUUACACCCAUUAGAAUCUGAUGGAAACCUUAAUGUUUUCAAUAAAGGCUGAUUCACAACAUUUGAACAAAGAUACAAAACAUCCACAUUAUGAUGUAGAUGGAACUAAAAACUUAUUUUAAUAUGCGGCUUUUGUAAGAUGACAUUUUUUAUAUUUGUGCAAUAAUUGUGAUGCACGAACUGGAGCACUUUUUUUAUCUCAUCUAUUUCAUCAUGUUGCUGAAUACUUACAAACAUGCAAUAUUAAAACAUCUUCAAAAUAAAAACAUCACAAAACAAACAAUCCCAAUACGUAAGUACAAUAAAAUGUGGAGUAAUAUGAGCUUAAAGGCCCUCAUUUAAAAAAUGUGCAACACGAUGAAUGUCUUCUACUGUUAGCAAAGCUGUUACCUACUUUACUCAGUUCUUAAAAUAAAUGCUUAUAUAAAACAUAUUUAGGCCUAA
Molecule: messenger RNA, 2081 nt
Organism: Cyprinodon variegatus (sheepshead minnow)
Lineage: Eukaryota; Metazoa; Chordata; Actinopteri; Cyprinodontiformes; Cyprinodontidae
Gene: pane1
Product: centromere protein M
Exons: 8
Coding region: 114-671 (185 amino acids)
Source: RefSeq, a predicted model, not a curated record